AUUGUGUGGCCACCAAGCUGUAAUGUCACCCCAUCUUUCGUCAUUUAAUGGACAAGAAAACUGCAAGAUUUUACCAAUGAAUAUAGACCAUUGAAUUGAAGAAGAUGAUGAUAAAGUGGUAAAAUAGUCUGAGUCAGUCAUGACUUUGUAGUUUCUAUAUAUAUCUUUGAAUGAAGCAAUAGAGCUGUGUUGUUAAAAACUAAAACUAAAACUAAAGAGAAAGAGAGGAGAGAUAGCAGAUAUGGCUGCCUCCAUAAUCUCAUCUGCUGUAGUUGCUCCGGCUCAGGCAAGCAUGGUUGCUCCGUUCACAGGCCUCAAGUCCACAUCGGCUUUCCCGGUAACCCGGAAGCUUGACACUGAUAUCACCUCUUUGGCCAGCAAUGGUGGAAGAGUUCAGUGCAUGAAGGUGUGGCCUCCACUUGGAUUGAAGAAGUUCGAGACCUUGUCUUACCUUCCUCCACUCACUCAAGCACAAUUGGGAAAAGAAGUUGAUUACCUCAUUCGCCUGGGAUGGAUUCCUUGCUUAGAAUUCUCUGUUCAGGGAGGAUUUGUGUACCGUGAACACAAUAAAUCGCCAGGGUACUACGAUGGGCGAUACUGGACAAUGUGGAAGCUACCCAUGUUUGGAUGCACAGAUUCAUCCCAAGUGUUGAAGGAGGUUGAGGAGUGCAAGAAGGAAUACCCACAAUCAUUCAUCCGUAUCAUUGGAUUCGACAACAAGCGCCAAGUGCAGUGCAUCAGUUUCAUCUGCUACAAGCCUCCUGGCUUCUAAAUUUACAUAAUCACUUACUUUCCCUCUUGUUUUCUCGUUAGAUCGAUGGCUGUGUUUUUCUGUCAAAGACUUUGCAAUUGUCGCUUUUCAUUUUCACUUUGUGUUUGGUUAUAUUGAAUCUGAAUGCUAUGAAUAAGAACUUAAAUCGAUGUUGAUGUUUUAUUGGUGA
This is a messenger RNA of Camellia sinensis, 941 nucleotides long. Its product is annotated as ribulose bisphosphate carboxylase small subunit, chloroplastic. Lineage: Eukaryota; Viridiplantae; Streptophyta; Magnoliopsida; Ericales; Theaceae. The record is from RefSeq and is a predicted model, not a curated record.